Molecule: messenger RNA, 1362 nt
Organism: Cannabis sativa
Lineage: Eukaryota; Viridiplantae; Streptophyta; Magnoliopsida; Rosales; Cannabaceae
Product: transcription factor TCP9
Exons: 1
Cellular component (GO): nucleus
Molecular function (GO): DNA-binding transcription factor activity; sequence-specific DNA binding
Source: RefSeq, a predicted model, not a curated record
UUUGUUUGAAUGCUUCGGAGUCAUUCCUUAUCCGGUGGUAUGUUCAGAUUUUUGGCUUGUUCGAAAAAUAAUGGACAGUAAUCGAGAAACAAAUGAAAUAAUUGACGCAAACGACGACGAACAAAACAUUAACACCAGCAACGACACCUCAGCCUCUGAAACUUCAAUUGUAGAACAUCUUCCGCCACAGGCGGCGACAUCGGUGUAAAAUUAUAUGGCUAUUGAAGCAUUUCCAACAAUGAUUACAAUGAAAGAAGAGAUCUCAGAAACCGAAGGAGAGUUGGAUGACAAAUCUCUCUCUGUUGUACCAAUCUCGACGACAUCGUCUAGGGCUGUGGUUGCAAAGAGGAAAUCAAAGGACCGACACACGAAGGUGGAGGGUCGUGGUUGAAGGAUUCGAAUGCCGCUGGCAUGUGCCGCAUGAAUAUUCCAGCUGACGGAAGAAUUAGGGCUGAAGUCAGACGGUGAGACCAUCUGGUGGCUAUUAGAGAAGGCGGAGCAGGCCAUAAUCAAAGCCACGGGGACCGGUACCAUCCCUGCUAUCGCGAUCUCUGUGGGUGGGACCCUUAAGAUUCCAACGACAUCUUCCGCAAGACCGAACGGUAACAUCAUUGAAGUAAAUUCCGAGAAACGACGUCGUAAGGAGUUAAAUAGUGAGUUCAUUGAUGUAAGGGACAAGGCUUCAUUGUCUUCUGGGCAAGCUCCUAUAGCACCAAUGACGUACGGGGCUAGUGAUAAUGGGGCACAAGGACUAGUGCCUGUGUGGCAAGUUGGAACAAAUAAUGCUGCUGGUGCUGGGCAUUUUAUAAUGUUCCCGAAUUUUGGGGGAGUUGUUCCUGGCAUAGCAAAUCAAGCCUAAUACUGGGCGUUUCCAGCUGGGGAUGGUGCAGCGACAUCGUUUUUUGGUGUGCAAACGAGACCCAUUUCAAAUUUUUUCUCGGCCUUGCAGCCGGUUCAGCUCCGGGACCCACAAGCAUCGGCCGGGUCAGUUUCAAGCAACGUUACACCUACAACUGGGGCCGGUGGGAGUGGUUCGUCUACUAAUAGUGAUAACAAUGGUACCGACUCUACGACAACAACUCAGAUGUUGAGGGGUUUCUCUUUAGAGAUAUACGACAAGAAGGAGCUGCCGCUUAUGGGUCGUUCACAACAAACUUAAUGCUCAAAGCCUUGACUUGAAUUUUUUUUUUUUGUUUUACUUUAACAUUUUUUCUCUUUCUUUACGCCCAAGUCCAACAACUCCCAUUAAGCUAAGGUAGUUGCAAAAUUAUGAGUUGUUUUGUAUUUUAGAGUAACUGAGAGUUAUAGUUAUUUCCUAUUGGUUAAUGCACAAAGAUCUAGAACAACUUUUCCAUUCUCCAA